Messenger RNA from Exophiala bonariae, 528 nucleotides. RefSeq lists its product as uncharacterized. The coding region runs from base 1 to 528 and encodes 175 amino acids. The record is from RefSeq and is a predicted model, not a curated record. Lineage: Eukaryota; Fungi; Ascomycota; Eurotiomycetes; Chaetothyriales; Herpotrichiellaceae. The transcript has a single exon.
AUGGCACAAAGACCAGAUUUCGAGGCCGUCCCCUAUCGAGGACCACCGCUAUCCAACGUCCCUGACGACCUCGUUGUACCGGGAGUUCUCAAUUUCGACGAUGACGAGAAAUUAUGGGUGCCGCAGGCGCCCGAUGUCUGGUUUCGCCCAUUACUCUUCAGCACGUCGCAAGGUUACUUCGUCAAUCUGCUGCGCGUGCGUAAGUCCGGCAUCCUUUCAAGACAUCGACACGCCGGCCCAGUCCACGCCACAACGUUGAGGGGUCGAUGGCACUACCUCGAGCAUCCCUGGUGGGCGACAGAGGGGAGCUAUGCCUUUGAACCUCCUGGUGAUAUCCACACAUUAGAGGUCCCGGACGGGGUCAAGGAGAUGAUCACCAUGUUUCAUGUCACUGGGGCGUAUAUUUAUGUUGAUCCUGAUGGGAAUCCCGUCGGAGUUGAAGAUGUUUUCAGCAAGAUUGACACCGCGAGAAAGCAUUAUGAGAGUGUGGGUCUUGGUGCAGAUUUUGUAAAUCAGUUUAUCAGGUAG